AUGGGUGAGGUGGCGGAGCUGCUGCAGGCGCUGCAGGCGGCCCUCCUCCGCGUGGUGCGGCGCCCCCCGCCCCGCCGGUUGGGCGUUGCCCCGUCAGACGACGAGAGGCUCGCCUGGGCGCAGAGACUGAGCAUGACGGCCGGCUCCGAGCUGCGGAACCUGCAGGCGAUGCGCCAGCUGCAGUUCGCUGAGGUGGAGUCGCAGCUUUUCACCGCGCUUCCUGCGCGACCCUCUGCGAGCUCCACUACCGAGCUGCUGCGCAUGUCGUCCAUCGAGUCGCCCCUGUGCGCUCCGGACCCAGUCGACAACCAGAACAACAAGGCAAGCAGAGGGCAUCUCAGCGGACGGGGAGUUGACGCGGGUGCCCUGAACCGUGCGGGCCACAAGCGUAACAAUGCAACAGUCGGGCUCGACGAGAUCGGGGACCCCGCCGGCGGGACUAAAAUGACUGACAUCAGCCCAGAGCAGAUGCUUGCAGCCACUGCGUCUCUCAGAGCAGAAGCUGUCGCCAAGGAGAAAGGGCUGGAAUACGAGGAGAAGGAUCGCGACACGGACAUGUCAAUCGGCGAAGCGAUCGACGACAUCUCCAACACGAUGCAGAAGGACAAGUUCUGGGCUGAUUUGGCAACGCCCAUCCUGUCGGCCCGGGAGGAGUUGUCGCAGAAAGCUUGGAACAGAGAACGCGCCGUUGCGCUUCUGCAGCACGCCUGCGACCAGAUCGACGAGAUAAAACAUUAUUUCAAGGCUGAGCACUCAGUGGUGCAGUCUAUCAUCGAGAAGCUGCUUAUCGAGCCGCCGCCAGAAACGCCGCUUCACGAGGUGUUGGAUGGCGUGAGAAGGACAUCCGAUCCGGAUACGCGGUCGAAGAAGGAGAAGGCAAAGCAGGAGUAUAUGCAGAGAAAGGCCGCGAAUGCCAUGAAGGAAAUGCCGCGCCCGGGCGAGCCUUGGCUCUUCGAGGAGAGACAGGACAAGACGGAUGUGACGGUGACGAUCGCCGUGCCAGCUGAGACGAAAGCCUCCGAUGUCAGGGUGGUGUUCAAAGAGACACACUUGCUUGUCGCGGUUCAGGGCCACGCUCUACAGCCGACCGUUUGCGAGGGGGAGUUGGCUGGCGGCAUCGAUCCAGACUCUUGCGGCUGGACACUUGAGGGCUCUGGCGAGAACAGGAAGCUUGUACUGGAGAUGGAGCGGACGAUGGGAGGCAUUGAUUGGCAUCGCCUGUUCAAGAAUCCUCGGCACUAG
Molecule: messenger RNA, 1242 nt
Organism: Prorocentrum cordatum
Lineage: Eukaryota; Dinophyceae; Prorocentrales; Prorocentraceae
Source: the annotation of a GenBank genome assembly